Molecule: messenger RNA, 823 nt
Organism: Wyeomyia smithii (pitcher-plant mosquito)
Lineage: Eukaryota; Metazoa; Arthropoda; Insecta; Diptera; Culicidae
Product: protein lethal(2)essential for life-like
Exons: 1
Coding region: 125-736 (203 amino acids)
Biological process (GO): protein refolding; response to heat
Molecular function (GO): protein folding chaperone
Source: RefSeq, a predicted model, not a curated record
GAGCAGCAUUCAGUUUCAAAACAGCUAGUGAGAAGUGCAAUUCGCAAACGCUAAUAACCAAAGGUUAAGAAACUGUUUAAAAUCAAAGUUGAACAUAAUAUCUAAGUCAGUGAAUCCUUAAAAAAUGCCGCUCGCUCCAAUUUUGUUCCGUGACUGCUGGGAAGACUGCUGGGACACACCACUGCGCACAUCCCGGUUGAUGGAUCAACAUUUCGGAAAUGGUCUCACAGGCGAUGACUUGUUGAUGGCACUCACCUCUGCCUCACCGAGGUGUUCGGCACAUCAAGCUCUCUCACGGGGCGGUUACAAUCGACCAUGGCGCAACACUUGCCUCGCAUCCCGUCAGGAUUCCGGAUCAAUAGUUAACAUUGGGGGCGAUAAGUUCCAGAUCAAUCUCGAUGUGCAGCAGUUCUCUCCGAAUGAGAUUUCUAUCAAGGCAACCGACAACAGCAUUCUGGUGGAAGGCAAACACGAGGAAAAACAAGAUGAACAUGGUUUCAUCUCGCGACACUUCGUACGACGUUACAUGCUGCCAGCUGACCAUGAUCCCGAGGCAAUCGUUUCAUCGCUUUCGUCAGAUGGAAUUCUCACUAUCACUGCGCCAAAGAAAGCUCUGCCGGAAACAGAAGGACCCAGAGCGAUUCCCAUAACACAAACUGGUCAACCAAUGAAGAAGAUAACUGACAAAUCGGAGGUGAAAUCAACUGCCAAGCAGCCGGCCGAAAAUGGCAAAUAAACUAAGCACGCCAAUAUAAUGCAUUUGUAUCGUAAUAAUAUUUUUUGAUCUCAAACUAAAUAAACAGCUUCAAUGUGUUGAAUUAAA